AUGGCUCAAAACCUCCAUCACUUUGAUAUUCCUCUGCUCUUUAACUGGGAUCCCGGCAGUGUGCGGUUUACUGCCUGCUGCUGUCCGAACAGCUGGGGACAUUACAGAGCCAUGCCACUCAACGUCGUCUUGGAUGGGCCGGCCCCCUGGGGUUUCCGCCUGACCGGAGGGAAGGACUUCAACCAGCCCCUGACCAUCUCCAGGAUUACACCGGGCAGUAAGGCAUCCAAUGCCAACUUGUGUGCUGGUGACGUCAUCCUGGCCAUCGAGGGAGUCCCAGCCGCAGACAUGCUGCACUGUGAAGCCCAGAGUAAAAUAAAGGAGUCCACCCAUCAGCUCUGUCUCACUGUUGAAAGGAAUGAAUCCAGACUGUGGUCCCCACGUGUGGUGGAGGACGGCCGAGCUCACCCGUUCAAAAUAAACCUGCAAGCAGAGCAGCAGGAAUAUAAACCGAUUGGCACUGGGCACAACCGAAGAGCUCAGCCGUUCGUUGCGGCAGCGAACAUUGAUGAGAAGCGGCAGGUGGUCAGCACAUCUUACAAUACCCCCAUAGGCCUUUACUCCUCAGGCAAUAUCCAGGACGCCAUGGAGGGCCAGAUCCGAGGCCUGGUGAACCCAAAGUCCGACAGUCCCAGAACUCUGACCAGUAUUGAGGAUUCUGAUGUGUACCAGAUGUUGCAGAAGGACCAGGAGGAGCCCCAGGAGCCUCGGCAGUCUGGCUCCUUCAGAGCCCUGCAGGAUUUUAUUGACAGUGAUGGCACUCGUCCCAUUGUGACGCGGACGGUGAAAGCCCCCACAACUAAACCGGCACCACCUACAGGAAACCUGCAGAAACUGCCUGUCUGCACCAAGUGUGGGAAUGGGAUUGUUGGGACAGUGGUGAAAGCUCGGGACAAAUAUCACCACCCUGGAUGCUUUGCGUGCUCCGACUGUGACGUCAACCUGAAACAGAGGGGCUACUUUUUUGUGGAGGGGCAGCUGUACUGUGAGACUCACGCCCGUGCCAGAAUGAGACCACCAGAAGGACACGACCUGAUCACCACAUUUCCCUCUGCCUAGAUUCCCACUGAGAUAAAUGUAAACAUUGAAGUGUCUGUGUUUAAUGUAUGUACCUGUUUGUGCCUAACUGUCUGAUCAGUGUGAUGCAUACCGAGAAGCUUGGACCUGUAAAACCACGUUUUGUAGAUGAAAAAUGAUAGUUUGUGUGAAUGAAAAGAUCAAAGGUAUAUACAAAAUGAGUUUCAAAUAUUCUUCCCGACAAAGAUUGCAUGGGACUGAUCACAGCGAAAUUACAUGGGAGAAUGUUUUCCUCCAUUUCAAAUUGCACUCCCUUCUGGCCCAAUUUCUGAAAAACACCUGCUAAAGGGCCGUCUCCGGAUCCAAAACGUGUGCUCAUCUACCAAGUAACAUGUAGGUAAAAGGAUCCACAAACAGCAGGAGGAACAAAAGCAAUCAAUAACCAUUCAUAUGUUCUCCUUAUUUUCUUCUUUUAUUGCAAACUGCAUUCAUCAAUUAGUCCAGAUUAGCCUGUAUAGAUUCUCCUUAAGAUCCCAGUUUCUACAUAGUGGACCCACACAAACAUUUUCACUUAUCGUGCCUUAUUAGAUUACUCGGCUUCUUGAUUUUCUUUUUGUGUGUAGAGUAGCUACUUGAUUAAUUUUUAUCAGCUCCACUGUACAUGCUAGACUCAGUAAUAUUUCUUUCUCAGAACUCAUCUCCAUCCUGAGAAGAGGUUUAAUCAGAGGGCUUGCAAACACCCAAGUGAGUGUGCACGGUCCCAAAUGUUUAAUCUGAGAUUUAACAUGCUAAUAGUGAGAAGGAGGCAUGUGUCACAGGCACAGAGUGACCUGAAUUACAAAAGCUGACAGAAAAGCCAGCGCCAUUUUGUGCGUGCUUAUCUGAAACCCAUUAUGCUCAAGCAUAAAUGCAUCAUCACCUGCAGCAACCAGCCGGCAAUACCGACUACCGUUUUCUGUUUGACUGCCAUGACUAAACUGGUGGAUAAACCCUUUGUGAAAUGCUCAAUGGUGUAACUUCUUGGACAAACGUUCUUUGAAAGAGCAGUCAGCCCUGUAACCUACACCCAAAUGACAUAUGUUUAAAAAGAACAAAUUAAUAAAAGAGAAAAGGGAGAAAAGGGCAGAAGAGCAUUGAAUACAGAGCUGUUUCUCUUUUUAUGCGGAAAAUGAAGUGGAGUUUGUCAAUCGAUUCUCAAAAAUGCAUCCCUUCUGAUAUUACAAUAAAUCUACCCAAAGUGAAAUAUUCAGUGAUUUUUUAUUCUCUUACUUAAAAAAAUGGACUGAACAAAUAAUACAAAUAAAUGAUAAUAAACAAUUUGUCACUUAUGCAAAUGCUUUCUUAUUAAUAUACAAUUACAGUAUAUCAAUGGCACCCCUCUAAAAUAAAUGCUCACAACCAAACAAACCUGAAUUUACCAACAACGCAGUGUUUUUUUAUGUUAACCAUCUGUUUAAUAUUCGGCUGGCCCUAGUUUUACUACUGAAUCCACUUAAUUAUGGCCUAAUAUAGUACAUUUAGUCCAGAACAAAUCAAUACUCUUCUGACAAGCCAAUGAAGAAAUAAUCCAUACGGACGGAAAGCCGAUGCAUAGAUUUAGAGAAGGACUUAAGUGCUUUCUCUUAUGAAAACGCAGAAGCUAAAUCCAUUAGCAAAGAAUGGCAAAACUUAAUUGGUUUCAAAGCUUUUGUUAAUUUUGGUAGAUCGGCCUGCAGACUAUCCUCAUCCUGAGGAGAAACUUUGUGACAGAAGAACAGAUCUAUGCUCAAUCAUGUCAGACAGCUAAAGAAACAAUUAUUGACUCAAUGCUGAAUACACCAUCAAUAGCUUACUAAAAAUGGAGGGCCACAGCUAAUGCCCCAGUCCCCAGGCUCCUCACGUACACGCAAAGUAAACCCCUGGUCAACAGGAAGAGCUUUUCAAAACCUGAGCACCGGUGCAAUCACUGCAAAAGAAAAGAGCGGUAAUCACAAUGUGGAAACAAAGACUAACCAGGGAGGGGAAGAAUCCCUUUCAUUUCACUUUUGGAUCAAACGGUGGCACCGCUCAGCAACUACCGUUCCAUCUAGGUAAUGUCAGCCCAAAUUAGAAGUAGCGCUUGUAAAGAGAUGUAAAGAAACACAUCUCCUCCCAUUGUCACUCCUGUAGUUUUUAUUGGUAUGUCUGGAGACAGCGUAUUGCUUUGGAAAAUACUCAAAGCAGAAGACAAAGCAUUUUUCUCUAAGAAUAGAGUGUUUAAAUGGGACCUCCUUUUGCUUUUACAGAUGCUUAAAGAUCACAUCCCUGUCUUUUACAGACAAGGCAGACGAGACUUUACACUGCCUGACUGGUUAGUGGAUCAUCACUUUGAUUAAUUGAGUAUCUUAUAGGGUGUCAGAAAAUAUGGAAACAUCAUUAAUUGUUGAAAUAUUUUAAGCAAUGUUAGUAGCUCAGAAAUUCCUCCAAUGAAUCACCCCUUUGCGGUUCUGAGAUGAUGAGAUGGCUUUUUCCAUUUAUUAAAGCUCUGUAACCUGUACAGAAACUCACUCCAGCCUUUUUUUCUUGGAAAAAACAACUUUUGUUUCAGAACAUAAAUAGCUGCAAUUUUUAAAUGCAUCAAAUAAUUCAAAUAAUUAUUUGGAAGCAUUAAUGGCAUCAUGA
Messenger RNA from Menidia menidia (Atlantic silverside), 3657 nucleotides. The record is from the annotation of a GenBank genome assembly. NCBI's taxonomy places the organism in Eukaryota, Metazoa, Chordata, Actinopteri, Atheriniformes, Atherinopsidae.